Messenger RNA from Eublepharis macularius, 965 nucleotides. RefSeq lists its product as uncharacterized. The coding region runs from base 354 to 965 and encodes 203 amino acids. The record is from RefSeq and is a predicted model, not a curated record. The transcript has 3 exons. NCBI's taxonomy places the organism in Eukaryota, Metazoa, Chordata, Lepidosauria, Squamata, Eublepharidae.
UUCUUAUUGUACAACCUGCAACAGGAGGCGACAAUGACUCUGGAUUAAGGAAUCCAGAAUAAAAUUAGUUUCAGAAUUUUUAAAAGAAGAAAUGGAUGGAAAUAUCCCCAUUCAGCCCAUCUCCCAUGGCAAUAUGGUAGGAGAAUUCCAAUACCCUGUGGAAACGGAGGCCAUAAUUCAUGCAGACCCCCAGAACAUCAUACCAGAUGAAAUAGGUAAACUUUACUGAAGAUGUUUUCAAUAUGUGAUAAAAGAGGUGUCUCAUGUUAUGAUUAAUUUUUUUCUUAUUAUUUAUUCUGGCAGAGAUUCUGUCUGAGGGGGAAGAAAGACCUCAACAGGGGGCAGUUCAAGCGAUGACUGAGUAUACAGUUCAAGCCAGGCCAACGUCCCUGAGUAUACAGCCAGAUGCAGUGCCAGGGACAUCCCAAGUUACACCUGGGAGACAGGGGGCCAGCAAUCUGCAGAGGCGCCCGGCACCAUCUAACGGGCAGAAGAGUGGGCCUAAUUCAAAAAAGAGGAAACCAGACGCGGCAAGAGUUGAUAAAGAGGCAGACGAUAAAGAGAGGCUGGAGUACUGCAAGAGUAUUGGCAAGACCAGGAAAGAGUUAGAAAAAAUGGAGGCUGAUGUAGUGAAGUUGCAGAAAGCUAUUAAGGCUCAUUAUAACACACUUAUCAACUAUACUCGAGAACGUGAGAACAAAAUUAAACGUUCUGGACCUUAUUCUGAAUGUACUGACCCCAUUGUGCAGGGUGGAGGGGCACUACCUGAGAACUCCUCUGGAGUAAACGAGCCAUCAGAGAGCUCUCCGUCCCCACAAGCUGUUAACUCUGGUGGGGAAGGAGACGAGGGAGAGAGUGUUGUAGCCGCCCUUGCUAGCACUGAUGACGAGGGGGUAGAAGAGGAGGAGGAGGGGGGGGCAGUUAGGAGGAGGUCAGAACGGGGACACUUCCCCAUCUCUUCCUGA